AUGGCGCAGGAGUUCGGGGGGUGUGGUGAAACGACGUGGGCGCGAGACGAUGUUUCUGGGCGUGUUGGAGGGUGAGAGGAGUGUUUAGAAUAAUUGACAUUAAUUUAUAUGUUUAUAAACUGGUUUAACCUGAAGUUAUGUACUGUCAGGUUUUGUUUUGAAGGACAAAUGUCUGAACUAUUUUACUGCUGGGAAAGAUUUCAGAAGAGUCCGGACAACUUACUUAAAUGUUUUUAUUUUUAAACUUUAAAUAAACAGUUUGUGUCUUUUAUUUUCUACCUGGAAAAGUGUGAUGAGCUGCUUUAAAUAUUCUAACAUACAUGAAGAAUAGUCUGACAUUUGGUCUGACAUGAUUUGUGUUUUUGCAGACUGCACUGUUUAGUUUUGAGUGAACUGACCCUUUAAAGGAUCAUAUGAUCCUGAUCUCAGUGUGCGGAGUCAAGCUUAUUCAUCCUCUGAUUAAAACUUCUGGUAUGAUUGUUUUCUCCCUAAAGUUUCUGAGUUAAAGGUCACAGAGUAGUUGUUAAAAGAAAACCUCAACUAAAAAGUUCCUCCACAAACCAAAAUAUAACUGUUUCUGGUACUAAAACUUUUUUUUCACAUUUAUUUUUUCUUUUAAUAAAUUAAUAUUGAUUCCUUUUAUACCAUAAAAAUAAACAGAUCCAUUAGUAGGAAGUCUGUAAUUUUCUAUAUUUUUUAAAAAUUCCUUUUUAUGCCUUUUCUUUGAGCUCAGCAUGAGAGUUGGGUGAUCUCUGUCCUUUUAUGUCUUUUUAUGGUCCUUUUAUGAAAACAUUUUUGUUGUUUGUUUUAAUAUUAAAUUUUCAUUUGUCUGCAGGAAGAUGCAUGUGUCUGUGUGCAGACAGUCAGAUGGCCGCAUGCGCCUGGAGUUGUGCAAAGAGUGUAAACUUUACCACUGUCCUUUCUGCCAACCGUCCGUCUACAAGCCCAAAGGAGAAUAUGCGAAUGUUUGGACACAUGUAGAAAUCCACAGGAUGAGGGCCUUAAAACAUGGAGCUAAGAUUGAACACAUUAUUAAAUCAUAUGCUUCUCUGUUAUUAUAGAAAAUCUUCACCUUCAUGUUUUUUUAUUGCAGAGUACAGCAUCCAUGUGUGCCAACUGAAGUGCAGGAAGGAGAGACAUUAUCACUGUCCGUACUGUCAGAGGACCAUCAGUGCUCGGAAACUGUUUGAAAGUCAUAUGGACAAAUGUGCAAAGAUGCAGAAAUUACCUGGCAGUAAGGUUUUAGCUCAGCCUCCACCUUCAGCUCCUGCUCCUUUAGCUCCUCCACCUUCAGCUCCUGCUCUUUCUGCUCCUGCUCCCUCAGCUCUCAUGGCUGGCCGGCCUACCAUCUUCCUGGUCAACCUAGCUUCUCCUGUCAGUCUGGGACAGUUUCUUGCUACCCCUGGCCCUCCUCUACCACUAAAAUCCACAUCAGGUCCAUCCCCAGAUCCACCUCAAUCCUCUACCCAGUCUAAAUCCACACCAGACUUGCUCCUCGCACCGCCUGAACCUCCUGCUCAGCCAAAAUCCACAAGAAACCAUCUCUGUACCAUAUCUGAGCCUCCUGUUAUAUCAAAAUCCACACCAGAUCCAGGCCUGAGUCCUUCUUCAGUGGACCAGCUUGUUCAACCAAAAACUACAGCCAAUCAUCCUGCAGCUUUAUCACACCCCCCUACCUCUUCAGCGGUCCAUCCCUCCUCUUCAAUGGACAUCCCUGUGAAGCAGACAGGACCGAUUCUCCGUACACUGAGAAAAAUCAAAUGUCCGUUGUGUAACCUUCACUUAAAUAAAAAGAAUCUGAGAAUUCAUAAUCUGAGGAGACAUUUAAUCUCUGAGCGGGACAUAACAGCUGAACAUCAUCUGAAGAGUCAGUGUAUCGACUCGAAUAACGGGGUCUACGCUGUUGCAAAGGCUUUCAAGGCCACCGCCGUACCUCUGCAUGUCAUCAUAAAGAAAUCAGGCGGCGCUGACAUCAUGACGUGUGAAGAGGAUCGGUGCAAGUCCGUUUCAGGUUUCCGGAAGAGGAGCAGCUUAACUGAGGGUCAGUGUCCUCACCUGCGCUCGGUUGAUUUCUGCUCGACUCGAUCAAACACAGUAGAUCUGAAUCCAGAGGUGUUGGAGGAGCUGGUUGCCCAAAAAAUGAUCAGAAAGGACGUCGUCGCCAGGUGCCAUGAAUAUCGUGACCAAGCCUCUCAGAACAAAGCCCCGCUGGUGGCUCUUGUGGAUCUCGGUGGGAGUCACUGCCUGUAUUUGUCUGUGUUUGAGCCCCACAUGUCCGAGUGCUGCAGCUCAGGGAGAUUAUUUGUGACUUUCACUUUGAAGAGCAGGUCGUGGUCUUGUGUUUGUUCCAGAGGGAGGGUUCCCUGUUUGCACAGAAGCCUGGCUAAAUGGUUCCUCUUCCAAACAAACAGAGAGUUAUUCUCCUCUACCGCCAAAGAAGAUGCACCCUUGAACAUUUCUGAGCUGAUGACUAAAUUACCCGCAGAAACUGGACCUGAACCUGUCAGUCCACUAAAACAGACAGCAGAGUACAUUUACAAACAGAAGAAACUUCCCUCCAUGUUACCUGAAGAAAUAAACUUGUUUGAGUCAGAGACGAACUUUCAGAAGAAUUUGAUUCCUGCUGAAACAGUCUGUAAAGUCUGCCGAGGACAGGUGCGGCUAACUGAACCGGUUCUGAUCACCGACAGAGCGAGAGUGAUAUCUGAAACAGGAGUCACAGAAGGUUUGUGGACAUACACGCGUCUGUUUAACCUGAAGUUUCCCCCUGUGGGACUAUUAAAGGAACAUCUUGUCUCUUAUCUAAUUAACUUGGAUGAAACUGCUUUGACUGUUGUGUUGAAAGUCACUCAGGGAAAACUUCUUCUGUCCUCCAGAUAAUUCCACUUUUAUCAGAAAAUGUCCCGAGUGUCAGAUGGUCUACCGUUACCAGGAGUGGACUGAAGGUCUUCACAACUACAACAAUCUCACAAUACUAAGUCUGCAGCUGUGCAUGCUCCUUAGAAACUUCAUCAAGGUACUUUGUUAAAGGAGUGAAUCCUCUGUGGGUUCGUUUUUUUCCCAUGAUUCUCAGAGAUGUUCAUUUGUUUCUCAAAGAUCCACGCUGCUGAUGGUGGAGCGGAGGUCCUGAAACGGACAGAAGGCGUCCAGUCUCCUUAUGCCAUGGACGUGCUUCAGGGUUACAUCCACUUUGAAGUUCUGACAAAUCACGACCGUCACUCUGACGUCAUGAUGGAGCUUCAUCAGAAGGGGAUGUUCAACAUGGCAGGUGAGGAUUUCCUGUGAAGUUCCUCUGUGUGGGUUCAUGUUCCUGCAGGUAAACCCUGAGAAAAAAGGUGACAUUAAUGCUGGAUUAAUUUAUGGACAAUCAUCCUUAAAUAUUUCUGCAGGGAUUGAGAUUAAGGACCUGCCUGAAUCCUCUACUGGAGACGUGGAGAUGAAUUUAGAAGAUUUCUGGGAUAGGACCUGCUUGGAGAUUAUUCAGAGCAGCCUGGAGACUCGUAAGUUUAAUGAGGACUCAGACAAAUGAAGUAGAAGUGACAGGUGUCAUUAUCAGGUGGGUAAUAUUUUUCUGAUGUAGGGAGUCUUCUCCACGCUGCUGCCGUGGACGUUAACCUAAAAGACGCUUCAGUGUCUGCAGUCCCGACCGUCUUCACUCCGGCUCAAAGGAAGAGGUUCUCCAAACAAAGAGCGGAGGAGUGUCACAGAGCUGUGGCCAGAUUUCUAGUGAAAGGAUUACAUCCUGUGUCCACCGUGGAGUCUCCGUGGUUCAGGUGGGUUUCCUAAUCCUGGAUUUGGUUGCUCACGUGUGAUUGAACAUCCUCUGAUGUCUUUUCUUUCUUAGAGAGAUGACAGAACUGCUCAACCAAAAGUACCGCUUACCCUCCAGAGAUCAUCUCAUCAACACGCUGAUCCCUUCGUUGUUCUCUGCAGAGAAGAAAAGUGUCAUCAGAGAGCUGCAGCAGGUGUCCGAGGCCGCGCUCACCUGUGACCUGUGGACGAGUGUGACCCACGAUCAUUACAGGACUCUGUGUUUGCACUUUAUAAGAAACGGGCAGAUGGUGCAGAAGGUGCUGCGUACAAAGCAGGUGUUUGACCCUCAGAUGGACACGGUGGUGGCCGAGCAGAUCGGUGCUGUGCUGAAGGAGUUUGGUGUAGCGGGUAAAGUGGUUGCCAUGAGUUCAGGAAGCUGA
This is a messenger RNA of Xyrichtys novacula (pearly razorfish), 4193 nucleotides long. The record is from the annotation of a GenBank genome assembly. Lineage: Eukaryota; Metazoa; Chordata; Actinopteri; Labriformes; Labridae.